AUGUCUAAAAAAAUCGAUUUUGGAGGCAGAUUCGAUACGGAACGCAAAAAGAAUGAAAUUAUGAAAACUUUUACAUCUGAACUUUGUGACGAAUUUUACUUCGUUGAACAAAUUUACGCAGAAAACUUGGGAAUUCAGGAUUUCGAAAAAGGCGCAUUUCGUAAUUGUGAAAAUUUGCAAGAAUUGAGACUUGCAAAAAAUCAUCUUGAAUCUUUGACGGACCUGAAUCUUUUCAGAUUUCGAGAAUCUCGAGCAAAAUGCGAUGUCACGAUGAAAAAGUCAAAAUUGAGAAUUCUCGAUCUCUCGGGUAAUAAAUUGUCAUUUAUUGAUCCUGCAGUUUUUGAGCCAUUAACUUCAUUGGAAGAGUUGAAUUUGAGUCAAAAUGAGUUGGAAACACUUCCCGAGUUCAAAUCCAUGCCUGAAAUGAAAAAGUUGUUAAUUGGCGGAAAUCAAUUUACGGACUUGGAUUUACCGAAACUUCAUGAAAAAUUUGUUGAUUUGGAAUAUUUGGAAAUUUGUCCAAAUACGAGAAUCGAAAACUCUCGUAUACUUCAAUUGUUGAAUUAUCUUCGAAGACCCUUGAGAAUCGACACGAACGAGAAGGAGUGCUCCAAAUAA
Messenger RNA from Culicoides brevitarsis, 618 nucleotides. Its product is annotated as leucine-rich repeats and immunoglobulin-like domains protein 3. Lineage: Eukaryota; Metazoa; Arthropoda; Insecta; Diptera; Ceratopogonidae. Bases 1 to 618 code for a protein of 205 amino acids. The record is from RefSeq and is a predicted model, not a curated record. The transcript has a single exon. Gene Ontology annotation, molecular function: protein binding.